AUGUAUCGGAACGACUCUGGUGUCGCAGUACCAGCCGAUGGUCUAAAGGAUAUCAACGACUUGUCAUUGUCGAAACGUGAUUUCGAUUUCGAUACCUCACAUAAAAAGAAGCUUGAUACAGUCACCGUCAGCACCUCCAUAAUAAACAGAACGUCUCGUCUCAACUCGGCUCUCGAUCCAAUCGACCUUCUUGAAUCAAAUCUCACAGUUACUCCUCUCGCGUCAGCGCUCCUCUCGAAGCUAAAUUCCAUCGCUAAUCCAGACGCAAUUAUCACCAAGUCAGACACCGUCAAGGUGCUAAAAACCUUUCCAUACUUCCCUAACCUCCCGCUCGAGCUCCAACGAAUUAUCUGGCACUUUACCCUCCCAGACCCCAGAUUAAUACCUCUCGUCAACUGGCGAAGAAAUCCAACCCAGUCUAAGACUAGAAUCGAAACACCACCCGAGGAUAAAAUACUAAACUUAAUCCCCCGUCUUGGAAGCUACAUAGUCCCAAGCCUCCUCGUUACAUGCGACAUCAACCAUCCUAUCCCCAGUAUCCUCACGCCUGCCACGAAUCCCGACGCAUCGCCAAGAAGCACUAUAUCGGCGCCACAGGACGUGCCGACUUCAGCGAACGAUUCUUUAUAGAUUGGGAGACGGAUGUGCUUCACGGCUCGGCUGAGCUUUUCGUACAACUCCUGGGUACGGCUCUAGGGGCAGAUUUCGACGAACGAGUGCGGAUAUCGAAUUUGAAGUUCCUCGCGCAAGUUCGACAUAUUUAUUUCUCUGGUGGUGUCGUGGCGAAGGUUGUUCUGGAUUUGUUGGCUGGGUAUAUGCCGUUGUUUUCGCGGUUGGAAAGUAUUACUUUGGUGCAGCGGGGUGAUACAGGAGGAGAGGGAGAAGGAGAGGGAGGAGGUCGUAUGUAUGUGAGUGAGUGAUGUUGUUGAGGAGCUUCAGCUGUGGCGCGAUGUUGGGAGGACGAUUGGGAAGGAACUGGAGAAGGAGAAGGCGGAUAUGAGAUUGGUGUUGUGGGAAGAUCUUAAGGUUAUUCUUCAUGGGCAUCGUAACCCUAAUAUCCUUGAGCCGGUGGAGAUCAAGUUUGUGCCGUCGUAUACGCUUACGAGACCGUGA
Molecule: messenger RNA, 1113 nt
Organism: Hymenoscyphus albidus
Lineage: Eukaryota; Fungi; Ascomycota; Leotiomycetes; Helotiales; Helotiaceae
Source: the annotation of a GenBank genome assembly